Molecule: messenger RNA, 6793 nt
Organism: Mobula hypostoma (lesser devil ray)
Lineage: Eukaryota; Metazoa; Chordata; Chondrichthyes; Myliobatiformes; Myliobatidae
Gene: vps53
Product: VPS53 subunit of GARP complex
Exons: 22
Coding region: 31-2541 (836 amino acids)
Biological process (GO): retrograde transport, endosome to Golgi
Cellular component (GO): GARP complex
Source: RefSeq, a predicted model, not a curated record
UCCUCCUCCAUCCCAGGGUGCGUUUUGCCGAUGAUGGCGGCCACCAUGGAGGAGGAAGAGCUGGAGUUUGUUGAUGAGUUGGAAGGGGUCCUGCACCUGACGCCGGAGGUGCAGCAGGCAAUCGAACAGGUGUUCCCCAGCCAGGAUCCUUUGGACAGGGCUGAUUUCAAUGCAGUGGAAUAUAUCAAUACACUCUUCCCAACUGAACAGUCUUUAGCCAACAUUGAUGAAGUUGUAAACAAGAUAAGACUAAAGAUAAGACGGUUGGAUGAUAACAUUCGAACAGUAGUAAGAGGACAGACGAAUGUAGGACAAGAUGGCCGACAGGCUUUGGAGGAAGCACAGAAAGCUAUUCAACAGCUUUUUGCCAAGAUUAAGGACAUUAAGGACAAGGCAGAGAAAUCAGAACAGAUGGUCAAGGAAAUCACACGGGAUAUUAAACAACUUGAUCACGCCAAACGUCACCUUACAACUUCCAUCACCACACUUAAUCACCUGCAUAUGCUUGCAGGUGGUGUUGACUCCUUGGAGGCUAUGACUCGCCGUAGACAGUAUGGAGAAGUGGCUAACCUCAUGCAAGGGGUGGUAAACGUAUUGGAACAUUUUCAUAAGUACAUGGGCAUUCCGCAGAUCCGCCAACUCUCCGAAAGAGUACGAGCCGCACAAACCGAACUGGGACAGCAGAUCCUGGCAGAUUUUGAAGAGGCCUUCCCAUCCCAGGGAACUAAGAGACCUGCAGGUCCCAGUAACAUCCUGCGUGAUGCCUGCCUUGUUGCCAACGUGUUGGACCCCAAAAUUAAACAGGAGAUCAUCAAAAAAUUUACAAAACAACAUCUUUCAGAGUACCUUGUUCUGUUCCAGGAAAACCAAGAUGUGGCGUGGCUAGAUAAGAUAGAUCGACGAUAUGCUUGGAUCAAACGGCAGUUGGUAGACUACGAGGAGAAAUAUGGUCGGAUGUUUCCAGUGGAGUGGUGCAUGAGCGAAAGGAUCACUGUGGAAUUCUGCCAUGUUACCAGGAUUGAGCUGGCUAAAAUAAUGCGAACAAGAGCCAAGGAAAUUGAAGUAAAAUUGCUGCUGUUUGCAAUUCAAAGAACAACGAAUUUUGAGAGCUUGUUGGCCAAACGGUUCUCAGGCAGCACGCUGACAGACGGCAUUGUGGUAAGAAAAAAGCCAGAACCUGUGCCACCUCCUACAAAUCCAAUCCUGGAGGAUGAAACAGGAGUAGAUUGCGACCCUGAGAAAGAAGGUGAUCUGGAGAAGCCAAAGAAGCCCAAAGUCCCAGACAACCCUUUCCAUGGCAUUAUCUCCAAAUGCUUUGAGCCACACUUAUAUGUUUACAUCGAGUCCCAGGAUAGAAAUCUCAAUGAACUGAUCGACAAAUUUGUGGCAGAUUUCAAAGCCCACGGUCCUCCAAAGCCAAACACUGACGAUGGGGGAGUAGUGCUCCCCAGCUGUGCCGAUUUAUUUGUCUACUACAAGAAAUGCAUGGUGCAGUGCUCGCAACUCAGCACCGGAGAGCCAAUGAUUGCUUUAACCACCAUUUUCCAGAAAUACUUACGAGAAUAUGCAUGGAAAAUCCUCUCUGGAAAUCUGCCUAAAACCACCAGCAGCAGCACUGGCUUAACCAUCUCCAGUCUGCUGAAGGAGAAGGAAGGCUCUGAGGUUGCGAAGUUCACACUGGAGGAGCUCUGCCUCAUUUGCAGUAUCCUCAGCACAGCUGAGUAUUGCCUGGCAACAACACAACAGCUCGAAGAAAAGCUGAAAGAGAAGGUGGAUGUAAGUCUGGUAGAAAGGAUUAACCUGAUGUCAGAAAUGGACACCUUCAGCACAGUGAUUUCUAAUAGUAUCCAGCUGUUGGUUCAGGACUUGGAUGCAGCCUGUGAUCCUGCACUGACUGCUAUGAGUAAAAUGCCAUGGCAAAAUGUGGAACAUGUGGGUGACCAGAGUGCAUAUGUUACUUCUAUAAUCCAACAUAUCAAACAGAACGUGCCCAUCAUCCGAGAUAACCUGGCUUCCACUCGCAAAUACUUUACUCAGUUCUGCAUCAAGUUUGUCAACUCCUUCAUUCCAAAGUUCAUCAACCACCUUUUCAAGUGCAAACCGAUCAGCAUGGUGGGAGCAGAGCAGCUUCUGCUGGACACUCAUUCCCUCAAAACCAUUUUGCUUGACCUUCCUUCCAUUGGUUCACAAGUGGUACGAAAGGCUCCAGCGAGCUACACAAAGAUCGUUGUCAAAGGCAUGACUCGUGCAGAGAUGAUUCUGAAGGUGGUUAUGGCCCCCCACGAAGCAUCAGUGGUGUUUGUAGAUAAUUACAUCAAACUUCUGGCAGACUGCAGCACAGAUACAUUCCAGAAGGUUCUUGACAUGAAGGGUUUGAAGCGGAGUGAGCAGAGCAGCAUGCUGGAACUGUUCCGCCAGAGGCUGCCGGUUCCUCCUUCGGGGGGAGAGAACACUUUAACGACGGCACUGUCUGCCCCUUCCCCAGAGCAGGAAUCUUCCAGGAUCCGCAAACUGGAGAAACUCAUUAAAAAGAGACUGUAAGCAAAGUACAAGGGUGACAUUGGCCCAGAUAACCCCCUGGCAAUGGUCCUUUUCCCCUUCCUGCUCUUUUCCUUGGAUCAGCACCAUCCUGUUUGUUUCCUUCCCCCCCAUGUUCCUGCAGAUAUGAAUCCAGCCUUGCAACUGCGGUCAUUUUCCAUUUGUGACAACCUCCGGCCAUGCAGAGCCUAGGAGUAACUCAAGAAUUUAAUGAGUAGUUGAUGUUCUGUCAACCUGCACUGGAGUUGAAAUUCUCUACCAUAAGCAUUUUUAAACUCUGAUAUUACAAGGCAAGCUCACGUUCCACCAUGAAAUGUAUAUAAAACCACAGCUAGAAAAUUUCACACAAGAUUUUAUUCUGUGAUUAACAUUUUGCACAAAAAAAGUGUGUUUCUUAGAAUUCGGACAUGCAGCUACAGUUGUACAACAGUUCAAGGCGGGAGGUAUUCUAAACAUCAGAACGUAGGAUUACUUCUUAGCAGGGGAGUAAUCACCUAGCAAUUACCUGAAACAGUUGCUACAGUGCCUACCACUCAUCAGAACUGCACAUAAAGGUGCUCUGUUGGAAUUGCAAAGAUCCUGUUAUGGUGACAGAUGUCGCCAGAUGGAAAUUGUGAAGAAACACUUAACACUAAUCACUGAGGUGAUGAAAUCCCGUUCAUUCCACCGUCCAGUAAAUGACAUGAUUUUACUUCAGUGAAAAGGUUAGACAUUUAAUGUGUUGAAUCUUGACAUUUUGUCACAUCCUGGAACUUAUUUUCCGUAAAGCAUUCCAGAACCCUUUAGAACAUUACGGCCAUUCUGAGUGUGUUCACUGUUAAUAUUAAAAGCAGCAACUGCCUCAUUUGUCCAAUCAUCAAGGACUCUGUGCAUCUGCAAAGUAAUGAGAUAAAUUUUAAAGUUGUAUCGUUAUAAAGAUAAGAAAUUCUCAAUAUUCUUUAAAUGGUGUAAAGUAAACUAAGAUAGGUUGCUGAUUAGGUAUUUUUUAGUUUCUUUGAGCAGUUAUUAUUAGAAUGUGAUUAAAACAUCAAGUAGAAUCCCACCCCACAUUGAUCUCGGGAAAAGAUUAGAUCUAUUUUAUAACUCAUCAUUAAUACCAACAAAAGAUUAAAAUCUAAAGACAUUAAUACACACUUCAAAUAAUAUAUCAUUUAAAAUUUCUCUCAACCAUCUAUUUCCUCAGUAGCUGCCAUGUAUUCUACUCCCUUUUCAACACAACUUUCUUGGCAAAAUCUGGAUUUCAUUGGGUCAGAUCUUCCCAGCAGGACAAUGCUCUGGCAUGAGAAAGUAGGGUCUUGUGUUUGGUCUGGAAACCACAUGGGUGCCCUUUCCGACUUUGGUGUAAUACCACUGUGGUCCUCAGAACUCAACCAUUGUUGGAAUAGCUUUACCUGCAAGAGCAUGUAGAAGCAAAAUGUUCAAAGCAGCCUCAUAGGAAGUGUUAGCUCUAUAUUCCUACUUUAGAGAGCUUAGUACAACUGUAACAUUGAUUAUUGUGCAUAAUGCCAAUUGAUGCAGGAAACUUAAAGAUCUUGAGGGCCAAAUCUCAUUUUUAAAAACUCUGAAGCUCCAUAGCAUAAGCUAAUAAAAAAAAUAGUCAUCUUUAAGCACAAGAGGAAAUGUCUUGUUAUUACUGGCCUUGAUAUUACAAUCAGCAACUAGCUGCUGAAUGCAAGAAAUAUCUGAGCUGACUGACUGCAUUUCCCUGGGAUAAACUUGUGCGACCCAAAUUGGCUUGAUCCUCGGAGCACAGAACCUUAGGAACCUCGCACAGGUAAAUCCCGUCAAACGUGACAAAAAUCUUCUUCAGCCCAAUGAGUUGCACUCUGUACCUCGACUAGCCGUCAAAAACUGAGUGUUUCUGAACCCUUUAAAGAUCAUCUCAAGACAACUGAAGUUAUUAACAGUGCUAAGUUAUUAAAAAUAUAAAAACUGAAACACACAGAAAUUUUAAAACACUUAGAAACUAAUCUUAAAACCUCUACAUAAAUGAAAACAAUUAAUCAAAAGUGUAAAUUACAUAGAACAUGCCUUUGUCCCUUCUAUGUGAAUGGAGACACUGUUUCUGAGCCAAGUUCUGGCAGAUUCCUCAGAAGAAAGGCUGGAUAAUUGCCAUUGCAUCAUGCUUCAUUGGGAAAGCUUGUAAAGUACCACAAACAGCAGACGGUGGCUUUGGGACCUCAAUCCCGGAGAUGCGGUGAGGUACCACUCUUCUAAUUUCCCUUCCUAAAGACUUGCUGGCCUGGAUAAUAAGCAUCAGCAGUUUGUUCUGUUACUAGAGUUCAUCAUAGUUAAGUAUUUGUAAAUAAACCUAUUGUCAUCCAGUUAAUUUAUAGAGGGAAAGCAAGUCCAAGAUCCACCUUCAGCAAGCCUGAAGUGUGGGCCACAGUCUUGAAUAUAAUAACCUUAGCUUAGACUAUCCUUAUCCCACUGAAGAUACAGUUAAUGGCUAGAGAUACAUUCCAUAAAUAACAGAGGCAGCUGGGUAUCAUUCAGAAACAGAAGGUCCUGGGAUAGUUUCUUUUCUAUUUCAAGCCCUCUGCCCUCACCAGUCCCGAGUCGUGAAGCUGACUGUGAUCACACAGAUUCAGCAUGGCUGAAUCACCAGGAAUGGGUACCAAUCAAGAAAUAUAAUAUUCUACCUAAUUCUGUGUCCCAGGACAUCAAGGUAAACUCUUGCAACAGUAUUUAAAUAUACCGUUGUUUAAACAAAAAUAUCAGCAGUGGGCUGAAGUAAAUUCAUUUGAAUGUGCAUCAUGGCUGGAAGAUCUUAAGUAAUUAUGAAAGGGUUCUGCCAGUGAAGGCCCAUUUCCUGAAUGUAGCUUUCAAUGUAUUUUGUAAUGCCACUAAAAUGAUGAAUUACUUGUGGAAGAAUAACUGACUUGCCUCUAACUUAAGAAAACCUAGUGAAGUUUAACUAAUGUCCACUUGGUAUUUGUGAAGAAACCCAGUAAUUUAAUAAUAACAGAAAUAAAUCCUUUACUAAUCCUAAGUGGGAAAUUGUAGAGAGAAGGCAUGUCCAAGAUCCAUCUUGGGCCACAGUCUUGAAUACAAUAACCUUAGCUUUGUUGUGCUUGCUGAACUUGCUUUUCAGAAAAAAAGUCUUUGAAAAUCAUAACCCUAAAAAAAGGUGGCAGGAUUGUCUAUAUUCAAUGUACAGAAACACUGAAAGAGUUUGUCCUUUGCUCUCCCUGUAACUAGAAGCAGUAUGUGUAUAUUGAUGGGCCCCAUGCUGAAUGAAAAGCCCAUUGAGCACAAUCCCCUAUUUUGAGAAUCUUCCUUGCCUUUUAUAUUUAUUGUGUUUAUUUAAGGCUGGGUUCUUCUAAAGAACUUUCAUGUGCCUGCUUUCAGGAUGUAAAUGUUCUUGAUUACUUGUUUCUGUUAACUGUCCGGUGUCAAUCUGGGACUGCACUUUUACAAUUUCAGAACAGCCACCAGUUUGACUUUUGUGUAAUGUUAUAAUGAGCCUAUUGUGUAAUUUUGGUAAAUAAACGCACAGUUGGAACAGUUUCCUCAUGAAUAUAUUAUGCUGACUUGAAGCCAUGUAUCUGUCACAUUUGUCAGUGUUUGCGUGACACUUAGAAUUGGGUUAAUUAACUGAAGGAUCAAGGAAGAUCAGCUUUAUUCACCAUAGACAUGGACUGGGAAUUUGCUGUUCUGCGUUAGUGUAACACACAACAAAAACAGCAAUAUUCAACAACCAUACAGAAUAAAGAAUAAUAUAAAAAUGAGGUUAGAAAUACAGAUAUGGAAUAAAAUGUAUAUCAAUACCAGCAUAUAUUUACAAUGGAAACAGCAUUAUAAAAAAUUGUUUCAAGUGUUUACAGUGCAGUGACUGAGGUAAUAGAUGGGGGGGGUCUAACUGUAACCUAUUUUUAAUUUCAUGUGAACAACACCAAUGAAAUCUAAAUCAAUUUAAUUAAACAACUCAUUAUUGCAACCAGGGUUUGUAGAGUGCUUUUUUUAUUUGCUGUUUAGAGCCGCCGCUACAGCCACAAAACACCGUCACUUUGAAAUUUCCUUCCGUACAAAAUACUCAACCCUCUCCUUGAAAUUCCCUUACAUGUUACUUCAAGAAAACUGUUACCCUUUCACAUUAAUUGAGUGCCUCUUAAAAUUGUGUGCGAAUAUCAGUUGUGUAAAAGGAUCUAGCUACUAAAGCUCAAAAGUAAUUUCUAGGCUGUUGACCUUUUGGUGGGUGGGAGGGGGCAAUCAGUUCAAUGUGAUGAAGGCCACAUUGAAUCAUGAACAUGCA